Bacidia gigantensis is the source of this 1080-nucleotide messenger RNA. RefSeq lists its product as uncharacterized. The record is from RefSeq and is a predicted model, not a curated record. The transcript is spliced from 2 exons. Lineage: Eukaryota; Fungi; Ascomycota; Lecanoromycetes; Lecanorales; Ramalinaceae. The coding region runs from base 1 to 1080 and encodes 359 amino acids. Gene Ontology annotation, molecular function: protein binding.
AUGGCCGACACGGCUAGCGCAGGUGGCGAGAUUCCACGGGUUGAAGGCGAUGUUGAAGUCAUAGCUGCUUCCACAAGCAUAACGCUUGACGAGCCUAUCUGUUGUGCAGCUUCCUCUCAACAUCUCCUCCGCGAGGUGAUUCGAACGGGUUUCGGAGUCCUAGAUCUGAAGUCUUCGCCUCGUGGAACAGAUAUGUUUGCAGUCGCUGGUAGUAAUGGCAAUCUUGUCUUCUAUUUCAUCCAGAAUAUCAAUGGUGUCUAUUUGAGAGAGUUUUGCUCGAUCGAUCUCUGUAGAGGAUCCGUCAUCAUAACUUAUCUCGACUGGGUUUCUACUGUUGGAGAAAAGGAUAAGAUAGCAAUGGCUUGUUCUGAUGGUACCCUUGGCGUUGUUCAUUUUGAUGCAAGAGAUCCUAGCUCGUGCUCUUCUACCAGUUUUGUUUCAAUUCAUAUCCAACAGGCCUGGUAUGUUGCUUGGGACGGGUUCGACGAACAGAGACUUUACUCGGGUGGAGAUGAUGCACACUUUUGCACUUUUGAAGAUCCACUCAUCGUUCUUCCGCGGACCAACCAGGGUAGAGGUCCCAGCGAUGAAGCAAUUGCGGAUUUUCAACCAAGCGUUCGUGACAAAAGAACGCAUACUUAUGGAGUCACCGCGAUUGUGCCAAUUGGAAAGGGAACUGAUGGAGAGUCUAUAGUCCUGACUGGCAGCUAUGACAAUCGCUUGAGAAUUUUGCGGCGAAGGAAGGCAGUGCUUUCUUGGCAGACUAUUGCAGAGACAGACUUAGGUGGCGGCGUGUGGCGGAUCUCUUUUCUAGAGCACCUGACGAAUAUUCAGGAGGCUUUGUCAACUGGCGUCUCAUUCAACAUCCGACUAGUUGCAUCAUGUAUGCAAGACGGACCAAAGAUCGUGGAGGUCGGAUUUGAAGGAGACAGUAAUUGGUCAAUCAGAACUCUUGCUCGUGUACCUGGGCAUCAGCUGAACUAUGCCACAAUCGCCAUGCCACACCAAACAGAUCAUGGCCCAAGGACGUUGGUUUCGACAGACUUCACAAAUCGGCAGGCUCACGUUUGGAGAUUCUAG